This is a messenger RNA of Helianthus annuus (common sunflower), 1526 nucleotides long. RefSeq names its product protein CANDIDATE G-PROTEIN COUPLED RECEPTOR 7. NCBI's taxonomy places the organism in Eukaryota, Viridiplantae, Streptophyta, Magnoliopsida, Asterales, Asteraceae. Bases 99 to 1412 code for a protein of 437 amino acids. The record is from RefSeq and is a predicted model, not a curated record. Gene Ontology annotation, cellular component: membrane; Golgi apparatus. Gene Ontology annotation, biological process: transport. The transcript is spliced from 2 exons.
GCCAUUUGGAGAAGCCGUUUUAGCCGUUAACUAAACAAAUUCCCGCCUCUCCAAACUCCACCGUAAACCACCGUCCGCCACCGCCGGAAAACCCCAAAAUGCCGAUCUCAACCCUCUUCUCUCUCCUCCUCCUCGCGUUCUCUCUCAUCCCACCACCCGUCACGGCGGAGAUCAAAACCUUACAAGUCAAAAACGACAAUCGCCCAAUGAUCCUCUUCGAAAAAUUCGGAUUCACAAGCAAGGGAUCCGCCGCGGUCACCAUCUCCUCGGUAUCCGUCACCUCCGGCCUCAACCAACCCGAUCCAUCGCGUAUCGGGUUCUUCCUCCUCUCCGAAGGCUCCCUAAACCAAGUCCUCAUGGAACUUGAAUUCAACCACAUUCCAUGUGUGGUUGAUUCCAGAUUCAUUUCCCUUUUAUUCACAUUCCAAGAUCUCGCGCCUCCGCCUCACUCAUCGAUUAAUAAAUCGUAUCCGGUUGGGUACCCGGGUGAGUAUUUUCUCCUGUUUGCUAAUUGUAACCCGGGAUCGCGUGUUACGAUGGAUGUGAGGAUGGAGUUGUAUAAUAGUGAUGAUGGGAAGCAUAGGGAUUACUUGUCGGCCGGUGAAUCGCUGCUCCCGUCGCUUUACUUUGUGUUUUCUAUGAUUUAUCUAUGUUUCUUCGGGUUUUGGAUCGUUGAAUGCAAGAAAAAUAAGUUGUCCCUUCACCGGAUUCAUGUGCUUAUGGGUGUGUUGCUUGUUGUGAAGGCUUUUAACUUGAUUUGUGCUUCAGAGGAAAAACAUUACAUCAAAGUUACAGGUACACCUCACGGAUGGGACGUGUUAUUCUACACGUUCCAAUUCUUCCGCGCAGUGCUUCUUUUCACGGUGAUCAUCUUGAUUGGCACCGGAUGGUCAUUUCUGAAACCAUUUUUACAAGAAAAGGAGAAGAAACUGUUAAUGAUAGUGAUCCCCCUUCAGGUUCUAGCAAAUGUAGCAUCAGCAGUGAUAGGGGAAAACGGUCCAUUCAUCAAGAGUUGGGUCACAUGGAACCAAGUGUUCUUGUUAGUAGAUUUAAUAUGUUGUUGCGCGAUUCUCUUCCCCAUUGUUUGGUCGAUUCGAUCACUACGUGAAACUUCUAAAACCGACGGGAAAGCUGCUAGAAAUCUGGCUAAAUUGACCCUUUUCAAGCAGUUCUAUGUUUUGGUAAUUGGGUACUUGUAUUUCACAAGAAUUAUCGUCUUCUCGUUGACAACAAUUUCAUCGUAUAAAUUUGAGUGGGUGUCUAACGCGGCUGAAGAAGUAGCCAGUCUUGUGUUCUAUAUGAUGAUGUUUUAUAUGUUCAGGCCAACUGACAGAAAUGAUUACUUUCUUGUUAAUGAGGAUGAAGAAAAGGAAGCCGAGAGGUAUUUGCAGGCACAUGAGUUUGAGCUUUGAAUUGUUGCAAAUGUUACAAGUACGUUAGCUGGAAUGAUCUGCUGUUAUCUGUAUAAAAAAUUUCAGAUCAGUUAUAGUGUCUGUAUUAAAAAUCAUGUAUAAACAUGUCACUAU